AACGGAACGCAUAUAUUAUUACAUUGGAAAAGAUGUUCGAAUUCAGUCGAAGAUAUGCUCACAAGUUGAAUAUCGAAUAAUUGAAUUGAAUUUGCAUUUAUAUAUUUAUUUAAUCUUUCUAAUUGAUUUUACAGGAGUAUAUAAAUAGCACAUCUUCAUCUGCCAGUUGCUGCAAAUUUUAUUCAACUAACAUUACUUUAAACGAAGAAAGUAGUUUGAAGUUUAAAAACUCCACUUUCCAAAUCUGUAUAGAUAUUUUUAACAACUAUCAAUCAAAGCAUAUGUUCCUCCACCUUCUUUCCUCGUUUAGAAAUUUUAAGAAUUAUUCUCUCUCUACUUUCUCUCUCUAAAUAUCUCGGCCAUGGUGGCCUGCGAUUACUGCGGCGACCGGCCGGCCAUACUCUGCUGCCGCGCCGACAGUGCUAAGCUCUGCCUGUCAUGUGACCAGCACGUGCACUCCGCCAACGCCCUCUCCAAAAAGCAUCUCCGCUCCCAGAUCUGCGAUAACUGCGCCGCCGAGCCCGCCGCCGUCCGAUGCGCCACCGACGGCCUCGUCCUCUGCCAGGAGUGCGAUUGGGAUGCGCACGGCGGCUGCGCCGCGUCCGCCGCGCACGAUCGGUGCCCCAUCGAGGGCUUCUCCGGUUGCCCCUCGGCUUUCGAUUUGGCGUCGGCCUGGGGUUUGGAGAUUGAGGAGAAGAAGAAGAAACACGACGCCGCGGCGGCGGCGGCGGCGGCGUAUGAGUGGGGUGGGUUGCUGGAGGAGCUGAUGGUGCCGAAUGCAAAUUCGGUGAUCUAUUCGGAUUGCGGCGGUGAAUUGAUGAAGAAGAAGAGCCCGAGCUGCGGGAAGCAGAAGCAGGUGAUUUUGAAGCAGUUGAUGGAGUUGUUGGCGGAUGGCGGCGGCGGCGGCGGCGAUGGUGAGGACGUGCGGCCGCGGACUCCGAGCAGCGGUGGCUGGCAGCAGCAGCAGCAGGAUAACUUCUGUGAACAGUACGAGGAGCAGAAGCAGCAGGAGCAGGAUGGAGGAGGGUUUAUGUCGAUGCUGAAGAUGCAGACGUCAGCGAAUCCAAAGGAAGAAGGCGAUAUUUUCUGGAACUCAACCACAUCUGAUCACAGCACUCAGAUCUGGGACUUCAAUCUGGGACAGUUGAGGGGAAAUGACGAAUCUAGCAACCUAGAAAUAGACUACGGCGGAAGUGACAUGCUCUACACUAUGAAUAAUUAUGGAGAAAUUCUGAAAGAAGCGUCCUUGUCGAAGAGAAGAGGAGUCGACUGUAUUGCGAAUGAGGAUAUAAAUAUAAUUCCCUUUAGUAAUGCUUCGAAUAACCAGACAACGAGUCAGGUUCCCACCGCAACAUCGGAGAGCAACAAUUUAGCUGUACCAUGUUCGGGUUUUCCGAAGAAACUGAAAAGCUACGGUGGCUCGAAGGAUAUCCAGUUCAUGGAUCACUCCAUUUUAAUGAAAACUGAAGGUACCACCACCACCACCACCACCACCACCGCUGCUCCUUCAAUAACAAAGGAGGAUGUCGAGCUUCUCGCAAAGAAUAGGGACAACGCAAUGCAACGUUACAUGGAAAAGAAGAAAACACGGAGGUACGAGAAGCAUAUAAGAUAUGAAUCAAGAAAAGCAAGAGCCGAUACUAGGAAGAGAGUCAAGGGCAGAUUCGUCAAAGCUAGUGAAGCUCCCACAGGAUGACUAGUUUGCGAGCUAGCUAGCGCAUAGGUGAAUUUCGAAUUUUGUCACACUAUAUAUAUGUACAUUAUUGUUACUUGGCCUUUAUAUGUAUAAUUUCACGAUAGCCACCACGGUCCUCUAUUCCGAACAAGAUAUUAUUGUGGGAUUUUUUAUCUUGUUUACGUUGUGUCGUGUCAUCAUGCCAAAUUCGUUGGAUGCUAAUGUGCAGUUUAUUAUUAGUUUUGUACUCGGUUAACGUUUUAUGAUUUGAGACGAGAGCAAAUCUUAUUAUUUAUAAUCACUUACUUCUUC
Molecule: messenger RNA, 1987 nt
Organism: Erythranthe guttata (spotted monkey flower)
Lineage: Eukaryota; Viridiplantae; Streptophyta; Magnoliopsida; Lamiales; Phrymaceae
Product: zinc finger protein CONSTANS-LIKE 14
Molecular function (GO): protein binding; zinc ion binding
Source: RefSeq, a predicted model, not a curated record